AUGUCGCGAGAUAAAAGUGUUUGGUUCGCUGAAGAAAUAUUGCUUGAUGCAAAACUUAUUAAUUGUCAAUUGGAAACUGGAGAGUGGGAUGCCGUGGAAGAAAUGUUGCGGGCAGAAGCCCAACUUUCGCGGGAUGCCGAAACUGGACGAUUGCGACCUAAAAAAGCAUCUGAAUAUACCCUUCGACUUAUAGCAGAAGUUUUGCAUAUAAUGCGCUUAGAUGUGGAGCAAGCCUCGUACAAUCGUAGUACACUUGCUGUAGCAGAACAAUGUCUUAGACUUGUACGCUCAUGUGCAGCUGCUGGAACUAAAAUGCAAACAUAUAUUUCUAAGGAACUAUCCAUUCUUGAUUCUAUGCUUAUAUUAGCUACAGAAUAUCAACAUCCCAGUGUUGAAUUUUUAAAUGAAGAGUUGCAAAAGAAAUAUGAAUCUUGUAUGACAGUCUUAAUACAGACAUUGGGAAAUCUUGUUGUUAAUAAUCCCUUUAAUCAAAUAAUAAUAUGGAAUAAGUUUGAACCAACAAUACUUAACUGUCUUGUUGGUCAAAAUGACAAAAUAGCAUCUGCGGCUGCUAUGAUUGUUUAUAACAUACUAUUGGGCCAGCCAAAUGUCCUCCCAGAUGAUGUUACAUUAUUAAAUUCAUUAGCCUACAUGUACAGCAAUGAAAACACAGAGUAUCCUCAUUUAAUAAUAGAAUACCUAAUUGGUGUGGAAAACACAUAUAUAGAAAAAUUAUAUUCAAAAUUAGAACCAGAGUGCAGAAUGCUGGUCUUAAAUCUAGCAUAUAACAUAUUGAUGUCAACAGAAACGCAAGAUAUAAAUGUGUCAGUAAAUUUUGUUAAAUUUAUGGCCCAUGAAUUUAAAAGUAAAUCUGAUUGUAUAUUGAAAACAAUAGAUAAGUACGUGAAUACCAUUGAACCACAGGAGGUAGUGUUUCUGUUAGAAAUAAUAGCUACCGCCUCUAGUAUGGAUACUUAUAUGGACUGUCUCCAAAGUGACACUUCGCUUUUUAUUAAUUGUGCUUUUUUACUCAGGGCAAUACACAAACUGGGUAAAGAAAGCAAUAAUUUCUUCUCCUCUAUUAAUAAACUUUAUGCAGCAACAGGCAAACAGUUGGUAAGUGAUGAUAAUAUGCAACCUUGCUCUACACCUGGUGAAAAUCCCCUUUGCAAGAAUGACUCAGCAGAUAAUAUGCUUUCAUGUAAUGAAACUACUUCAGAGUGCACUGAGUCAGAAAGUAGUGAACAAUAUUUUGAGUGCAGUGACAAUUUGGUGUACAAUGAGAAAUUAGAUAUUCUUGCUCCUCCUGAUUUUAAUGCAAAAUAUGAUUCCGAAAGAGCAUUACGACCAACUGAUGUUAAUGUGAAAGUUGAUGAUUUAACAAAAGUUGCAUUCAAGAGAAGCAGUUCAGUGCCAAAAGGAGCAACAGAUGAAAGAAUACAACUACCCACAAGAAGGAUCAGUUUAGAACAUAAAAUUGAUAUAUGUGAUGAUAAUGAACCACCACUAAUUAUUGAUGCUCAAUCACCAACAGCUAGUAUGAACACAAUUGCAGAAGUGAUUCCAGUAGGAUUGCAACCGCGUCUAGAAUUAGAUAAUAGUAGAACAGAUUCACAAGAUAGUUCACCUAACGACCCACCAACUGAAAUACAUGUUAUUAAAGAAGAUCAAAUCAAAGAAACUAACAUCAAAGCGUCACCAAGUGAAAUUUCUCCACCCUUAUCAGAGAAUGUGCAAGAAUCUGAAUCUCAGAAACAAUCACCCGAUACUCCAAAAGAAGUUAAAAAGAGCCAGAAUUUAUCAACAGAUUUUGACCUGAGUGAACAGUUGCAGAAGAUUCUUGGGAUAUCAUCAGAGAAAACUCGGGCAGAUGCAAAUAAUGAGAAGAAACCUGAUCCUGUUAAAGAAGUUAAAAUUUCUGAAGAAAGUGUUGCGAAUAAAGUGCCAUUUGUGAAAAUUGAUUCACCAGAAUCACAAAAAACUAGACUCGGAGCAAUAGACAUGUCAACACCAAAGAAAGCUAUGACAAGUGUCGAGACAGUUGAAAGACAUGUUGCAUUCGGAUUUAAAGCUACUCUAGUAAGAAUUUUAGCUAAUCUAUGCUGGAAGAACCAAGAGAACAAAAGACAGAUGCGUGAAUUAGAAGUGAUUCCAGUGCUCCUAGAUUGCUGCAACAUUGAUGCUCGUAAUCCAUUGAUAAUGCAAUGGGUCAUUUUUGCCGUACGAAACCUGUGCGAGAAUUGUCCAGAAAAUCAGGAAGUGAUAUCAAAACUAACUCUUCAAGGCCCUGUGGACAAUGAAGUAUUGCAGGAAAUGGGUCUUACACUCCAUACAGAUUCUCAGGGAAACUCCAUAAAAGUUAUGCCUCUACAGAGAAAUUAA
Messenger RNA from Leptosia nina, 2382 nucleotides. The record is from the annotation of a GenBank genome assembly. Lineage: Eukaryota; Metazoa; Arthropoda; Insecta; Lepidoptera; Pieridae.